This is a messenger RNA of Protopterus annectens (West African lungfish), 1508 nucleotides long. RefSeq names its product chromosome chr7.part0 C17orf49 homolog (gene BACC1). NCBI's taxonomy places the organism in Eukaryota, Metazoa, Chordata, Ceratodontiformes, Protopteridae. Bases 589 to 1152 code for a protein of 187 amino acids. The record is from RefSeq and is a predicted model, not a curated record. The transcript is spliced from 6 exons. Gene Ontology annotation, cellular component: NURF complex; MLL1 complex.
AUGGCGUGACUUCCGUUUGCAUAGUAACCAGACGUAUGGGGUGGGGGGAGUUGGAAUCCUGAAGGCGCUGGAAGUGGUUACCGUAACAGUUUAUCGCCGAAGCUAUAGUUUAGUAUUAGGCACUCUAUGGUGAUAUGUGGAGUAGUUGCAACUUCUUGGGGGCAUUAGACCGUGCUGGUUCUACUAGUUGGGUGCAAUCUUGGGAACACAAAAGACCCCGUAUAGGGUCAGAGAUGCAACAGUCAGGAGUUUGCAAAUUUAAAUUAAAAUUAUGUUAGUGUUUUACUCCUCUUUUACCCCGGGCACAACAAUUUGAAAUCGUUUGUACUAAGAUGCAAUAUUUAUUGUACAUUCUGUGCACUUACCUUUGGUAUUUUGCUGUAGUGAAGCAAUGCUAAAGUGUUUUGUCUUCUGUUAUCUGCGGUCCCCAGUUAUAUUUGUGGUACCAAAUUUUUGCAGCUGAGUAAAGAACGCAGAAAUAAUAAUAAAAAGUUACAGACCAGGUUUUGUUACAAACCUGAGCUCCCGACUGGAUAGAUGCUUCUUCCAUAGUGCAGGCUAAGAGGAUAAUCGGCAAAGCGUUCAGCAAUGACUUCAGCGUCCACAAAGGUUGGAGAAAUCUUCUCUGCAGCAGGGGCUGCAUUUAUGAAGCUGGGGGAGCUGACAAUGCAGCUGCAUCCUGUUGCCGAUUCUUCACCAGCAGGUGCUAAAUGGACAGAUACAGAGAUUGAGAUGUUGCGUACAGCUGUCAGACGCUUUGGGGAAGACCUGAACAAAAUCAGUUCCGUGAUCAAAGAACGAACAGUAGCUCAGAUAAAGACAACAGUGAAGCGGAAAAUUUAUGAGGACAGUGGCAUGCCGGUUCCCUCAGAGUCCCCAAAGAAAAUGCUGAAGACUGAUCUAAUGCCAGCAGUGAAUACAGGCCCUACAUCACAGGUGGUGACAAGCACUUCUCUACAGGAUGUUUCUGCAGCUGCUACUAAAAAGGAAAAGACAUCGGAUGUAACCCUGAGUGCUUUGAAUGACUCCUAUGAAAACAGAGAACUUGCAGAUAUCAAAGGACUAGAAGAUUUUGCAUCCAAUAAGCUCAACUUUGAUCAGGAUAGUCUGAACUUGGAUUCCAGUCUUGACCUUCCACUUUUGACCCGCUGAGAAUGGCAAUUGAAACAACCCGGAUAAGUCUACUUGCACAUAGGACUUACAGAGCUUACCUUUGAGCCAGCUGGACAUGACUGCUGUGACACAAUCUCAAUGACAUUUUUUAUGUCCUAGCUCUCUCUUCAGAAUACGAUAGUGAGAUAGAUGGAAUCUGUUUCUUUUUUUUUUUUCAUUGUACAUUAUAUGAAAUUGGACACAGGAUGGUAAUUGUUUGUGCAACUUGAAGGUAAAAUUUUUAAGAAAUAUUUAAAAAAUGCUGAGUUUGUUAAAACAAAAAUCCGUGUAGUUUUUUUUUUUCAUGUUUUAGACUGCGUAGAAAAGGCGAGUUUUAAUUAAAUAUGCUAGCUUUU